GGCAGCAUUGGUGGGGCUCUCGGUUUUGUUGCCUGUUAUCUCUCUGCUAUCAAUAAUUUACACAAGGACUAGGCGCAGCGCUAUGUAUUCAUUUGUGCGUCUUCUUGUCAGGGCCCCUUCUUACACUUCAGGGGUCAUUUAAUACUUGCUAUAAACUAAGAAAGCGAGAGGGAGACGCAGGCACAAAGCGAGAAGGUGAGCUCUCCAACAAAUAAAGCAAAAUUAAAAAAAAUACAGGAGGGGAUCAAUAAAAACUCCCAAGAAGAGUGAAAGCUGGAUUCGAUCAGGAGAUAAGGAGCAAGCUGCAUAGAGACAUUUGUGGAACUCGGUGGUCGCUCGUCAUGUUAGAGUUGCUCUUCGCUAUGGUUUGGUUUGCGGGACUCGUGUGCGGUCAGAAUGAGACGGAGCCGAUCGUACUGGAGGGGAAAUGCCUCGUGGUCUGUGACUCGAAUCCCACCUCGGAUCCUACGGGGACUGCGCUCGGGAUUUCUGUGCGAUCUGGCAGCGCCAAGGUGGCUUUCUCAGUCAUCAGGAGCACGAACCACGAGCCUUCAGAGAUGAGCAACAGGACCAUGAUCAUUUACUUUGACAAUAUACUAGUGAAUGUCGGCUCUAAUUUUGAUUCGGAGAGAAGCACCUUUAUAGCUCCAAGGAAAGGAAUUUACAGUUUUAACUUUCACGUGGUCAAAGUGUAUAACCGGCAAACGAUCCAGGUGAGCCUGAUGCUGAAUGGCUGGCCAUUAAUCUCGGCCUUUGCAGGAGAUCAGGAUGUGACAAGAGAAGCUGCCAGCAAUGGAGUGUUGACUCAGAUGGAAAAGGGGGACCGAGCCUAUCUUAAACUGGAACGAGGGAACCUAAUGGGAGGGUGGAAAUACUCGACUUUCUCUGGAUUCCUGGUGUUUCCACUCUAAGAGAAAACAUUGCAUUUUCCUGAACCCUAUACUGUCACAAGAGGGUUGAUAACUUUUUGUUUCCCCAACAGCGCAAGUGCAUCCCAGAGCUGCACAGAAAUUAAUAUUAAAGGGACAGUAUCCCAUUUGGUAUCCUGCAUUUAUUAAAAUGAAUUAAGAAUAACUCCAGCCUUAAAACUUAUUCAUGACAUUACACACUUGUUUAAUUCCCAGAUCACCACUUUCGAUGAGCCAAUGGAAAAACACACUGCAGUAUGAAUACGUUAAAUUAUCUUUUCUUUAACAAGACUAAUUAUAUUUAUUCCGUCGGCUUUGAUUUUGAAUAGUUUUGAAUUACAGUCUGGAUAGGCUGCCAAAUCGGAAAACUGACCGCUAAGUUUGACAGGGACAGUUCUAUUAAGGACUGGUUGCCAAAACGAUACUGUCUCUUUAACCAUGUAAGAAAGCAGAAAACAUGCUUAUCUAUGCCUGUAUAUGUCUGCCAUGCGGAAUCUUAGAGAUGGUUGCAGUCCAAAAAUGCAGCAUAUGUUUAUUUGCCUUUGUAUUUCUACAUCCUAUAGAUACAAUAUUUUCAAUUCUGUGACAGAUUAACAACCUAUAUAACCGAGCAUAAACUUUAAAAACGGAAUUAUGGUAACUUUGAUCUAGGCAAACAAGGACGGUUAGUUGUAUUUCAGUAUUUCAGUGUAUUCUGGGUUUAUUCUGUGGAGGCCGCUAAUCGUUCUGGUAGCAUAUCUAUCGUUUUUGUUCCAGUAUAAUGUGGCCAUAUUGAACAGCAGAAAUUAUGAAAAAAAUAGCACUGUAAUAUAUGUGUGAAUAUUUAUAAAAUUGAACUUUGCUUUAUUUCAAUAAAUUUUAAAUGUAACUUUUAUUUUUGUUAACCAGAAAUCAUGGUUGGAGACGCAUAUUUUAUUAUUCUUAUAUAACUGUGAGUUCGCACAGAAACUAGGCACAAAGGGCCGUGUUCUUUAAAAGUUGUUUCUAAAUAUCAGGUUAACAUUAGCCAUUGCAAAAAUACAUUUAGAAUAGCGGUUUGGCGGACGGAGCAAAGCAGGUAUUUACAAAAAAAAAUCGUCUUACAAAAGCUUUAGUUGAUGUAUUAUUGUCUAUGUUCGUGCUCCAGUGUUUAGUAAUUUAUGUGUUUAAUGAGUGGUAUAAUUCAAGUCACUGGCACUGCGUCUGCAUAACCUUCCCAUUGAUUGGCGCGUGCUUGUUCUGUAUGCUCGGUAAUCGGCAACACAGUUUGGCUCAGUGAUUGAAAUUUUUUGCAGCAGUACAUUUUAAAAAAAACUAACGGGUUCUUCUAAUGAAUAUGAACAAUUAGAUACAGACAUUGUUGUUUAAAUUUGCUAUUUUAAUAGAAAUCUCGUGGAACUUGUGCCUGCAGUUUAAGAUUUAAGCCCAUCUUGUUCUUAGUCACUUGAGGCAAUGAGAUGCUUGAGAAAUCGGCAGGUUAUCGUACUCACUUGCUUCAGGUGAUCUGUGCUUCCUUCAUGGAGAGCACUCUUCUAUUUAUCAAGGUGACAUUUGAAGCAUUAGACCUCAGGCAAGUAACGGUCCACUUGCAGCAUGAUGUGAAACUAGUUUCCUAUUGCAGGAUAUAGACUGGAUUUCAAGUUUUUUGUCAUCAAAUUAUUUAUAACUGACUUGAUUUUAUUUAGAAGAGCAGAAAAUCAAGAGAUUGGGUUGGUUCAGCAAUAGUUUAGAUUGUUUUCCUUGCAUAUCCCAAGUUAAUCAUUCUUUUGGCGGCACAAGAGACAGCAGAUACUGGAAUCUGGAGUAACACACAAUCUGCUGGAGGAACUCAGCGAGUCGAGCAGCAUCUGUAGGAGGAAAGAAGUUGUCGACGUUUCGGGUCGAAACUUCUUUCCUCCCACGGAUACUGCUCGACCCGCUCGGUUCCUCCAGCGGAUCGUUUGUUGUUUCCACUGGCAGCCCUGGCUUCAGCUGUUAAGGUCCUUAACUCUGGAGUUAUCUCCAUGAACCUUUUUGGUUUUCAAGACUCUUCCGAAAGCCUACCUCUGAUCAAAUCUUUGGUCGCCUUUCCUGUUAUCUUCUCCAGUGGUUCGAUGACACACUUUGUUAGAUUACGCUCCCCAAGAAGCGUCUUGGGACCUGAUAUUACGUUAAAACGUGCCACGCAAAUAUAACGUUGUUCUGGCAACAUUUAGCCGGAUGUGCGUUUAAAUUCCCAAUGUAUUUAUGCUGUUGAGAUUGCAAGCAGACUCUGUAAACUGUUUUGGAAGAAAUAUUCCAGACCCUGUAUAAUUGAACAAUCUGUCGCAAUUGAAAACGGCCUCACUCUGCAGGGUGCUUGUAUCAUCGCGUUCGGGCCAAAGUGUUUUUGAUGUAAAAUGUCCAAGUCUUGGAAAUUAGGAACAGGACUGGGAGCACCGGGCUUGGCUGCAGUUAAUCUAAGUAACUCCCAGUUCACUACAACAGCGAACUGCUUAAUUGGCUCAUGUGGGGAAAAUUAAUACUUAAUAAGCAAAGAUGCUUAUUGCAACUGCAUUAGUUUAAAAAAAACAGCGCGAUCGCUGCAUAAUCACCCCUUACAAGUUUAUGUAUUUUAAAUUAACACGUUUGUGCUUUGAAUUAAAUAUACAAGACAAUA
This is a messenger RNA of Pristis pectinata (smalltooth sawfish), 3525 nucleotides long. RefSeq names its product cerebellin 1 precursor (gene cbln1). Lineage: Eukaryota; Metazoa; Chordata; Chondrichthyes; Rhinopristiformes; Pristidae. The transcript has 3 exons. Bases 342 to 911 code for a protein of 189 amino acids. The record is from RefSeq and is a predicted model, not a curated record. Gene Ontology annotation, cellular component: glutamatergic synapse; synaptic cleft. Gene Ontology annotation, molecular function: protein binding.